AUGCAAUCAAUUCUACGCGGUGGUAACCGUGUUUUGAUAUCAAAGUCAACAAAUGUUUAUACUAAUCUAGCAUUGGAACGUUAUUUAGCUGAAAAUAUUAAACAUCAACCAAAAACUCGACUUCUACUACUUUGGCGUAAUCAACCAUGUGUUGUUGUUGGUCGAUAUCAAAAUCCCUUUGCUGAAAGUGAUAUUAAAUAUUUAGCGGAAAAACAAAUUGAUUUAGCAAGACGAUAUUCCGGUGGUGGCACGUGUUAUCAUGAUCUUGGAAAUCUUAAUGUAACAAUUGUCACAACUCGUGAAGAUUAUAAUCGUAAAAAGAAUCUUCAUUGGAUAGUUAAUACAUUAAACGAAGCAUUUAAUUUAACAUUACAUGUAACUGAUCGUGAUGAUAUAUUUCUUGAUACGUUUAAAGUAACUGGCAGUGCAUCACGUCUCGAACGUUUAUAUGCAUAUCAUCAUUUUACUCUGCUUAUAAAUUCUUGUUUAAAUGAUUUAAGACGAUCAUUAAGAUCUGAAGAUCAAAUAAAAAUUACAAGUAAAGCUACACCAAGUGUACGAUCAUCUGUAUUAAAUUUAGCAGAUCGAAACAAUUCAAUAACAUAUGAGAAAACUAUUGCAUUAUUAAUCGAGAAAUUUUUCCAAUGGAAUAAUGAAAAAAAUACGACCAGCUGCGAUUAUAUCGAUCCAUUAUUAUACUAUGAGCAAAUGAAAGAUUUUGAAAAUGAACUAAAAUCACAGAAAUUUUUGUAUCAAGCAACGCCACCAUUUGUUUAUACAGUUGAACAUGAAAAACAACCCAUAGAAAUCUCCGUAUCAAAUGGUAUAAUAACUGAUAUAAAAGGAAAUGAUUCGAUUAUUGACAAGAAAAACUUCUUAGGACAAUUAUUUCAUGCAGUUUAUCAUAAUAUUCAAAAAUUAAAUAAAACAUAG
Molecule: messenger RNA, 933 nt
Organism: Rotaria socialis
Lineage: Eukaryota; Metazoa; Rotifera; Eurotatoria; Philodinida; Philodinidae
Source: the annotation of a GenBank genome assembly